CCGAUAGGCAGUGCCCUUGAUGUGUAUAGUGCUUUUGCCAUUUCAACAAAAUGUAUGCUGAUAUUAGGGAAUAACAAUAGAAACAGAAAAAAUGUCAAGUAGAUCCUCAACUCCCACUUCUACCACUUCUAAAUAUACCAAGAUACCGCCUAUCAUUACAAAUGAGGUAGACAGGCGUUUCCUGCAGGACCUCAGUGAGUACAUUGACUAUGAGAUGUCAAGGAUUAAUACUGAAGAAGAUGAGCAGCGUUAUAUCAUCUUUAAGACUGUUUUUAACAGGAUAAUUGAGCAUGUGAAGGCCUACAAACCUCUGUUGACGGCGGUGAAGAAAGAGUAUGAGGACACCAUUGAGGUGAUCAAGUCAGGGCAGAGGGAGGCUAUCUUCCUUCAUGGCAAACUCAAGGCCAUGGCCUCCGAACCCUCAACCAUGAGGAAUUACAAGAAGAGAGGCGAUGAACUAGAGGAAAGGAUUGGUGUCAUUGAGAGAGACAAUGACAGACUUCAGAAACAGCUGCUAAACUUAAAGGCCAAACGUAAGGAGCAGGAGGAGUUUGAACGGCAGGUAACUGAGCCUCCAAAACGAGAAUUCAAGAAGGAUCAUCGUUUAAUACCUGGAUUAACCCUGGAGGAAUCUACGAAUGUGCCGUUGCUUUAUCGAGACUUGGAAAAGCUUGACCGCCAGUUGAAGGAACUGGACAUCAGUUUGAGGACAAGAUAUGUAGAGAAGUCAUAUAAGGUUGAGCUUAAGGAGAAACUGGAUAACAAAGUCCUAUAUAGGGAUCAACUUGCCCUCCAAGGUCAACUGUACCGAGCAAAGCAGCAUCGUCUUAAAAUAGCAGUGGAGGCAGCCCAGGCCUACAAUCGAGUCAAGCCUCCGCAUCAAACGGUCGGUGAUGCCGUCUUCUUCGCUCUGUCACAUGCAGCUGGUCUGCAGAUUCAGGAAAAAGAAUGGAGCAUAAUGGAAUCACAAAAGAAUUAUGGAAGGAUGUGCAUCUUUCAAAAAGAAAUUGAACUGGCUCCCGACCAGAACCAGGGGGAGGCUCGGGAGGGGUCAGCAGCCGCAGCGUCCAAGUCAUCAUUUGAUGACGACGAUCCUAAUAGGGAGAAAGAGGCAGAGAUGAUGCUGGAAUAUAUAGAGAAAUUUAAUGAGCUGUUUGAGGAUGGGAAGUAUGAGGAGGCAGCCAUUCACGCCGCCAACAGUCCCAAGGGAAUACUAAGGACGUCUGCCACACUCGCAAAGUUUAGAGAUGUGAAGGUCCAGGUGAACGGUCGGUCACCUCUCCUUGCCUUCAGCGAGGCAGUGAUGUCAUCAGUGGGAGCCAUCGGUAUGAAACCUAACGAUACCCUGUCACUAGAAUGUGUCGAGUGUGCACUGUACGAAAACAGACUUGACCUCUUGUCUCACUGGAUCUCACAGGAAAGACUGACCCUGUCGCAGGAUCUGGGAGACAGAAUCAGUGCCCACUGUAAGUGUAACGUGCCAUGUCGGUGCGGUAGUCAAGCUCUGGCUCAAAACGUGUUCAGCAAGUUGCAGCUUCACCGCCAGACCGUAGUGUGUCUGCUGAAGCAGGGGCGCAUCCAUGCUGGUAUGGACUACGCCAAACACAAGAUGCCGUUCACGCGGGACCAGUUCAUGUCUGUCCUGAGGACCUGUCCCUCUGUCCAGCUGAUGCAUGCUCUCGUGGAGGAGGAUGGUGAAGGGAGCCGGGCCUUGCCCAUUGGUGUAGUCUUACUGGUAGUUCUAGAGAAGAACCAGUACAACCUGGUUCUUCCAUUCAUACAGGACCAACAGAAACAACCAUCGGUUGAUGACCCUCAAAUAAACCAGUUCCAGGCAGCUGUCUUGGAUGACUCGUACACAACCUCAGUCCAGUGGGACAGCCUGGUGGAGUUGUUCCAGGACCAGGGAUACGAGGAUACUGCCAUGUGUCUCCUUGCCUCAAUAACUGUUCUCAAUGCUAUGAGGAGCGCUUUAUAUACCCGACUUGGAGUCAAUACACCACAAUCACCCCAAACAGACUCGCCUCAGACUGAUCCUACCCAGGGGGUACCACUUCCUCAAGGCACCCCUUCACUGGUGAUCUCCCAACCAGAGGUGGAACCAUCUAAACAAGAGUCCUCGUCCAAGGAAAUACAACCUGAAGCAGCCCUGCCUCAGAAGGAACUGUCUCAGAAGGACCUCACUGAAGGGGAUACAGCUAUAACUGACCCAACGCAGUCAUAAGACGCUAAAAAUGGGAAAGUGCCUGCUGUUCCCACCAAGUUUUUGUCAAAGAUUCCAACUGUUCAUCAAAACGGUUAAAGUGUUGUCUGGAAGUUAUCAUAGUUUUGACACAGGUCUUACAUAUCAGUCUGACAUCAUAUCAGCGAUAUCAGCGAUAUGAUCCCACAAGUUUAAAACUGUUAAAAUUACACUACAAUAAAGAAGGGGAGAUGUACCAAAGAAGAGAGUUUCCAAGACACCUAGACCUGCAGUGCUUUCAGAAUAUUGACUUAAGUCAGUGAUCCUUAAGUAUUUUACUACCUGGUACUAAGUGUACUAAGUGUAGCAGCACCGCGGGUCUAUUCUGUAUUUUACUACCUGGUACUAAGUGUACUAAGUGUAGCAGCACCACGUGUCUAUUCUGUAUUUUACUACCUGGUACUAUGUAUACUAAGUGUAGCAGCACCACGUGUCUAUUCUGAAAUGUUGGAUGUAGGAGACAUGUUGACCUAUAUAUUUUACAAAUCAAUAUUGAAGACAUUACAUUAAUUUGUAUUGUUGUUAGAGGUAUUUUAAAGGAAUACUCCAAUGUAUAAAUGUACAUCUUAACUACAAAUAACCCAUGUAUGUUAACCUGGGUGUUAAUCUGUGAUAAUCAUUAAAGUUUAAGAUGAGU
Messenger RNA from Mizuhopecten yessoensis (Yesso scallop), 2879 nucleotides. RefSeq names its product clathrin heavy chain linker domain-containing protein 1-like. Lineage: Eukaryota; Metazoa; Mollusca; Bivalvia; Pectinida; Pectinidae. The transcript has 10 exons. Bases 92 to 2224 code for a protein of 710 amino acids. The record is from RefSeq and is a predicted model, not a curated record.